This is a messenger RNA of Peromyscus maniculatus bairdii (prairie deer mouse), 1905 nucleotides long. It is a transcript of the gene C12H22orf39, whose product is annotated as chromosome 12 C22orf39 homolog. The record is from RefSeq and is a predicted model, not a curated record. Lineage: Eukaryota; Metazoa; Chordata; Mammalia; Rodentia; Cricetidae.
AAAAAAAAAAAGAACCCCAAAGUGUAUGUGACUACCAGGUGUGUGCAUGUGGGAAUUAGAGUACAGUUCUCAGGAGUCCCUUCUGCCACCUGGAGGGAUACAGGAAUCAAACUCAGGUCCUCAUCUCACCUUAUGAUUGACAUUAGCCUCCAGUUAGCUUUAGCUCCCCCUCCCUCCCCCUCUCUCAUGUAGGGGUGUUUUGCCUGCAUAUAUGUUUGUACAUUACCUGUGUGCCUGGCGUCUGCCGAGCUCAGAGGAGGGCGUCGGAUCCCCUGGAACUGGAGUUUGAGAUGGUUGUGAGCUGCCAUGUGGGUGCUGGGAAUCAAAGGCAGCCAGUGUUAACUAUGAGCCAUCUUUCAAGCCCCAUACAUUGGCUCUUUUGUGUUGUUUAGAGACAGGGUCUCACAAUAUAUUCCUGGCUGGUCUGGAACUCACAGAGAUGCCCCUGCUUUGAUCAGAGCGCUGGGAUUAGAGGUGUGCCUCCAGAACUCCUCUCACCCUUAGCCACCCCACACCCGUUCCCUCCUUUCCUUACACAGGAUCAAGCUCAUCUACACUCUCAGUGUAUGCUCAGACCAGAUGCCUGUAGUCUGAGACCUCCAGGUGGGUUAUUUGGAGUUCAAGAGUCUGUACUUGCAAAGCUGAGCCACAUUGAGAUUUGAAAAAUAAAAACCGGGAGAGCUGGCCGGAACUGCAGGGUUCCAGACUGUCAAUGACAAAGCUCUGAAGCCGAGUCACCCGCCAGACCCCAGGUGGUGAGGCCUCUGACAACCGGCCACUCAGUGAAGACGUCCUGUUUAGUUGCGAAUUUACUUGGACCUCAUUGGCUCACGUCUCUGUCAGUCACACGGGGCCUGGACAUGGCGGUCGCCGGCCGCUGGCAGCCUCCCCGGCCCUGCGAGGUCUACCGCGCCGAGUGGGAGCUCUGCCGCAGCGCCGGGCACCUCCUACACCACUACUACGUCCACGGCGAGCGGCCGGACUGCAGGCAGUGGCUGCGCGACCUGGCCAGCUGCCGCGAGUGGGAGGAGAGCCGCAGCCCGCAGGCCCAGCGAUCGCUCUGUGAGAGUGAGCAGGCACGGGUCCAGGCUGCACAGAAGCAGACCCUGGUGUGGGCCUCGAGGCAGAGACCCCCUGCAGACUGGAACCUCCCUCUGCCACAGGAGAAGGACAAGUGAUGAGUGACAAGCAAUUGCAACCGGCUCUUGACCUGGACUUUGACCUGGGAACACAUGGAAGGCAUUCCAGCUCUAACUGCCUGUUGCCCACCUGCAUCCGGGCAUCACACCACUGUGAAACUCUCAAAGACACCUGUGUCCACAAUCGCAGGAAACCAAGCACUGUGGCAGGUACCUGUGAGCAGCCAGGUUGGUCCGUCGUGUCCAUGCCACCUCCCUGAGAACACCCACACCACAGGUGGCAGUCCUGAGGUGUGAGAGCCUCAGGUACACAGUGGCAGCCCUGACUUAUGUGGAUACGUGGCGCAGUAGUCAGAAAGGUUGCUAAAUGGUUCUGGUGCAGAUGGCUGUCUUUGACCAAGAGAAUUUGACCUCGAUGCCUUGGGUUUGGUGAUUACUGAGUUAUCCAAGCAUGGAGCUUGGAUACUUGCUCAGCUGCGCUGGAGAUACAGUAGAGCAUGCUCAGUGGGCAGGGCAACUUGCCCCUCUGCAUCAGCAACGUUUGCUGGUUUUACAGACUUUUAAAAAGAAAUACACACAGCCUUGAAGGAACCACAGAAUCUGGGGUCAAGAAAUCCAAGUCCCAAGCAGAAAGUCAGACUUCAAGUCCAAAGAAUAUGGGAUUGAGGCCUUCUGAUUCCGCCUCGUCAUGAAUGUAUUAAAAGCUGUUUUGCAUGUUUCAUUCCAAAAGCAACCUGAAAAUUAAAGCCACGUUUGUUACACUUUC